This is a messenger RNA of Oncorhynchus masou masou (cherry salmon), 5253 nucleotides long. RefSeq names its product tyrosine-protein phosphatase non-receptor type 11-like. The record is from RefSeq and is a predicted model, not a curated record. Gene Ontology annotation, molecular function: non-membrane spanning protein tyrosine phosphatase activity; receptor tyrosine kinase binding; cell adhesion molecule binding. Lineage: Eukaryota; Metazoa; Chordata; Actinopteri; Salmoniformes; Salmonidae. Gene Ontology annotation, cellular component: cytoplasm. The coding region runs from base 124 to 1917 and encodes 597 amino acids. The transcript is spliced from 16 exons. Gene Ontology annotation, biological process: positive regulation of ERK1 and ERK2 cascade; protein dephosphorylation.
CAUUGUUCAAUAAACGCCCUCCUGAGUGCACGCUGUCCAACAGCGACACGGCGAAGACGUAAAGGGAACGUUCACUUUAUUUGACUUUCCCUUCUCAUUCGAAGACAGCUUUCUAAGACUGCUAUGACGUCUCGCAGGUGGUUCCACCCCAACAUCACCGGCAUCGAGGCAGAGCAGCUCCUGUUGACGCGGGGGGUCCACGGCAGUUUCCUAGCCCGGCCGAGCAAGAGCAACCCGGGGGACUUUACUCUCUCUGUCAGGCGGAGUGAUGAGGUCACCCAUAUUAAGAUCCAGAAUUCAGGGGACUACUACGACCUCUAUGGAGGGGAGAAGUUUGCCACGCUGGCAGAGCUGGUGCAGUACUACACAGAGCAGCACGACCUCCUCAGAGAGAGGAAUGGAGACGUCAUCGAGCUCAAGUACCCACUCAACUGCAAAGACCCCACCUCCGAGAGGUGGUACCACGGGCACCUCUCUGGUCGCGACGCUGAGAAGCUGCUUACGGACAAGGGCAAGCCUGGCAGUUUCCUGGUGCGUGAGAGCCAGAGUAAACCAGGUGACUUCGUGCUCUCUGUCCUCACCAACGAGGAGAAGCAUGAAAAUGUGGACCGCAAGACCAAGGUUACCCACGUCAUGAUCCGAUACCAGCAGGAUGGGAAGUAUGACGUGGGCGGAGGAGAGAGGUUUGACACGCUAGCUGACCUGGUGGAUCACUACAAGAAGAACCCCAUGGUGGAGAAGAGUGGAAUUGUUGUUCACCUCAAACAGCCCUUCAAUGCCACCAGAAUAAAUGCAGCCAACAUUGAGAACAGGGUAAAGGAGCUCAACAAAGUGGCAGACAACUCCGAGAAGCCCAAACAAGGGUUCUGGGAAGAGUUUGAGGUGCUACAGCAGCAGGAGUGUAAGCUCCUCUACCCCAGGAAAGAAGGACAGACAGCAGAGAACAAGAGUAAAAACCGAUACAAGAACAUCCUCCCUUUCGACACUACGCGGGUGGAGAUCAGGGAAGCAGAUGCAGAUGUGCCUGGCUCAGACUACAUCAAUGCCAACUACAUCAGAAGUAUGCAUGAAGAGGGCUGUCAUGUGGAGGAGGGCAAGGUGUUCAUCGCCACCCAGGGCUGCCUUCAGAACACUGUGGUGGACUUCUGGAAGAUGGUCUACCAGGAGAACACGCACGUCAUUGUCAUGACCACCAAGGAGAUGGAGAGAGGACGGAACAAGUGUGUGCGCUACUGGCCUGACCUCAACGCCACUAAGGAGUUUGGGAAAGUGUGUGUGAAGAACGUGGAGGAGCGUCCGGCUCAGGACUACAUCCUGAGGGAACUGGAGGUGACGCGUUUGGACCGGAGGGAGCCGAUGAGGUAUAUCUGGCACUACCAGUACCUGAGUUGGCCUGACCACGGUGUUCCCAACGAGCCUGGGGGCGUGCUCAGCUUCCUGGAGCAGGUCAACCGCACGCAGAGCACCAUUCGAGACACCGGGCCCAUUGUGGUCCACUGCAGUGCAGGAAUCGGGAGAACAGGCACCAUCAUUGUCAUUGAUAUUCUCAUUGACAUCAUCAACAGACAAGGAUUAGACUGUGACAUCGACAUCCCUAAGACCAUCCAGAGGGUUCGUCAGCAGCGGUCAGGCAUGGUGCAGACAGAGGCCCAGUAUAAGUUCAUCUACAUGGCUGUCCAGCAGUACAUUGACACGGCACAGAAGAGACUGGAGGAGGAGCAGAGAAAUAAGACAAAGGAGAGGGAGUACUCCAAUAUCAAAUACCCCCAGAUGACCAACGCUCGGUCAAAACCCAACAUGACCUGUGUGUCACGCUCCUCCUCUGUGGUGACGAACGACGACCCGUCCGCUGUGUAUGAGAACCUGAACAUCAAGAACCCAAGUACCUCUGGGAACAGCAGUAACACCAGGAAGUAAAAGUCCAGCCACAGACCUCUGCCUCUCUCAACCUCUCUUUUCAACAGAGGUGCCGCUUCGCCAGCGCACCAUGGGGGACCUGUGGAGCUCUGGCCCCUGACCCUCUGGCAGUGGAACCCCUCCCGCUGCCAUGCUGGCUGUCUGGAGCCUCCCUCUCCAAGGAUAGAGGGGUACAGCACAGUGCUCUUGUCCUUCUAUCUCCACCCCCCCCCCCCCAUCUCUCUCGCUCUCUGAAUGACUUCAAGUCUCUACAACCUCUCCUGUCUACGGACAAAGUGCCUCGUCUACAGACAUGUAUGUAACCCCCGUAUUUGGUCCCACAGUUGUUCCAUCUCAUCCCCUAACCCACCAACCAACCCAACAAAUGUCCAUUGCUUAUUUCUGUCGACUCGAACUAAAUCAACACGAGAAACAAACAAUGGUGUACUCAAUGUUCAAGUGAUGUUUUCCUCCAUCGUGUUCAACCAUGAAUGGGGUGGACGAGACAAGAAACGGUAAGGGUAAAGCUAUGCCGUUUCUCUUUGCGCUGUUGGAAUCCCUGCUCGCUCGCUCGCUCUCUCUCUCUCUCAAUUCAAUUCAAUUCAAAGUGCUCACUCUCACUGCUGGCUAUCAUCUACUUGAACCAAAGACUCUAGCGAUGUUCUGUUUUUGCUAGCAGCAGUCAUUACUGCAGCGUUGAGUAAUGGCGGGGAAACAGUGACGUGAUCUGCUACCACUGAGGCACUGGCACGGACAAGCAAAGUCCUUACACGUCCCUUUCCCAUGAAAGGCAAGAGGAAAGUCAGGAUAUUCUUAAUGGGCCUUUGUCAGUGGGGAGCUGAUUUGUUUAUCUUAUUGGUUCCACCUGUGGUCUUUUGUGCCAUGCUCAUCUACUUAGUGCUUCCACCAUCACAGCUACUGAGAGCCUAUUCAAUCAAUGAUAAUGAGCUCCUCUCUGGACUCCAUUUUGUUUCUUGUCCUGUGGUUGCUGGAAGGGGGAGCUUGAAGCUCAAGGAGGGGGAGCUUGAAGCACCAAUUUACUUGUGCAAUUUUUCUAUUUAUUUAGUUUUAAUCUGUGUCCUUUCAAUUCAUUCUUGUUUCUUUUAUUGUUAUUAUUGGUGUGAUUUUGUAAUGUACAGGACAUGGUUUUUAAUGUUAGAUCCAAUUCCAUUAUUAUCAGGUGACAAAAAGCACAAUUCUCUGAAUUUGCAGUUGCUUUGCAGAUCCUGUUUUAUGAGAAAUUUGAGGUCAACGUCAAUUGAUAAAAUCGGUCGGAUCUGCAGUCUUUCUCUCUCUGUGUAGGUUGUAACUCCCGUUGGUUUCAGCGAAGGUUUUCCUCCUAAUCGAAUGGCAUAAUAAACAGGGAAGAAAUGUCAGGAUGCCAGCUAGGCUGCCAUCACUGAAGUCUUUAUGAAUAUUACUGGGCCAGAUGGCCUACAGCCCAAGAUUAAAGAGUAGAUUUGUCUCCAAAAAGUAAUUUACAAGAUGGUUAUAAUCCAGGCUUGACUUUGUUUGGGAGAGUAAAAACCGACAUCAGUGAUGUCAUAGGAAGGGUGACACCACACAGCAAAGAGCCUUCAGUUAUAUAUAUAUAUAUAAUGGGCAGUGGCUUCUUUCUUAACUAUUCUUAGCAUUUUGCAUAAAAAUCUAAUGUCUAAGGUGUUCACACUGGAUUUAGCCAGUGGCUCAAUGAUGUCAUCCUUUGAGUGACCCUGUUGGUUGGCUACAUAGAGGCUGUGCAGUAUCGUCUGCUGGUUGUGCAGAGCUGUUCUUGUACAUAGUGUUCAGGCCUUUCAACUAGGGCUUGACUACGUCAUCCCUUGCUCAUCCUAACACCAGUGCAGUAACUUUCCGCAAUACUGAAAGUCUGAUGUUUCAGUAUUUCCCUUCAAAUUAUGUUUCAGUAAGUCCAUUCUAAGUGUUAUAGGACACAUUUCGCUGCAGUUUAGUUGUUGAUAUAAUACUCAUGCUAUAAGUGGUAUGCUAUAUAUAAAUGGUAUGCUAUCCUGAAGUGAACAUUGAAAAUCUUUGUCAAAUGAACCUUCUCCAUUGUUCAACUGUCUGCCGAACUUUCAAUCUUGUCCAAUGAAUGAAAAAUGGAAAUGUUUAGUUUCUAUUUUCUUAGGCCUAGAUUCGAUCAGAUCAAGCGUUAACCGGUGAUAGCCGACCCUGGCAUAGGGAUGUUUUGGCGGUGUCAGCAAGUGGAACUGCAUUGGAGCUGUCAAAUCGGUGAACAGCUGCUCUUGUGAUCAUUGUCACAAAGCCACACCUGUCCCACUCGCGUUAGUUCAGAAGGAGAAAGUUUAGCCUACAUAGAAAUAAUGACGCUCAAAUUGAAAAUCAUUAAACAAAAUAAUGAGGAUUUCUAUCAGCCUAAUCGAGGUGUAGAUUACAUCUCACAUUCCAGUCUUCGAACUCUUAAUGUGACUCCGUGCAGCCAAUGGCAAUGUCCGCUUUAUGUAUAAUGAUAGGAAAACACUUAUGCAUUUGACAGCUCUAACGCUGUUCCACCUACAGCACUGCCAAAAUUACUACUGUGUGGAUGUCGGCUCAAUUGGAUGUGAUUGAUUAGUCCUUUAAUUAUGUUGCACUGUUUUUGAUGAUUUUUUAUUGUAUUUCACUUUGCCUCUAAGGGUCAAAACUUUGUAUGAUGUGGUGAAACAUUGAGGGGUGAAUCCUACUUAGCUUAAGGAUGAAUUUUCAUUGAGUUAUGCAUUGAUGUCAGUGGGAGACUAUGUGAAAAUUUGACUAAAGUGGAAAUUAGUGUUCGCUCUUAACACUUCAAUACUUGAAAUUCUAUUAAAAAUGGCUAAAUGCGGUAGCUCCAGACUUGUGAUCUGUGACUGUCAGGAUGCCCAUUGGCUGUUUUAAAAGAGUACAGUAUGUUGACAGUCUGCUAGAAGUAUGACAUCGGUGUUGUAAAUUUUAUUUUCAUUUACUGAGGUGUUUCGAAUUUUACAUUUCCUGUUGGUGCAUUUUAUAUUGUGUAAGAUUAUUUGUUUGAUUAUUGUUAUUAUUUUAGUUUCUAUUUGGUGUUAUUACACCGUUGAUAAUAACAUAAUGAUAAUGAAUUGUCAGUUAAGCAGGUGUUCUUGAAAGUACACAGAAAUGAUGAGUUAUUUUAUUUCUGCUCCUUAAUUUACUUGAAUAUGAUGUUGACAUAGUUGGUUGCGAUAUGCCUGAUUUGAGUAGUGGUAUACUGACUGUUCCUGUAUUCAGGUGACUGUUUUUCCCUCUUGCACUGGCUCAGCCUUAACGCCUUCUGUCCAGGCUUAUAGCGCUGAUGCAAUGAGAAUGUCUGAAAUGACGACAAAAUGAUUAAAAAUGUAAUAGUUUAAUAAAAAUCUAUGAAUGAAA